Molecule: messenger RNA, 402 nt
Organism: Colletotrichum orchidophilum
Lineage: Eukaryota; Fungi; Ascomycota; Sordariomycetes; Glomerellales; Glomerellaceae
Product: ACN9 family protein
Exons: 3
Coding region: 1-402 (133 amino acids)
Biological process (GO): mitochondrial respiratory chain complex II assembly; succinate metabolic process
Cellular component (GO): mitochondrion; mitochondrial intermembrane space
Source: RefSeq, a predicted model, not a curated record
AUGCGGUCUGCAUCGGUUCUGAGGAUGGCCUCGGCCUCGGCCUCAAAGGGCAACGGCCUGAGGCCCACGCCGAUGGCCCUCCUGCCCCCCAUCCCGCUGUACCGUCGCCUCCUGCGCGCACACCGCAAGCAUCUCCCUUCCGAGAUGCGUGUGCUGGGUGACGAAUACAUCAAGGCUGAGUUUCGUGCUCAUCGCACAGUGGACAACCCGGCGCAUUUGAUCGGCUUUUUGACUGAAUGGCAACUAUACGCGCAAAAAAUCGAGGGCAAUUCGUGGGAGGGCGAGAAGAUUGACCCUGUCAAGGUUGCCAAGAUGAGUGAUGAACAAAUCGGUCAGCUGUAUGAGCUGAUGCAAGCGAUCAAAGAACGGCGUGAGUCAGGAGAAGGCGAGGAUCAGUCAUGA